AGAGUUCGAACUGUGAAUAGCCAUGUCUGUGCAGGUCGCUACCGUCAAAAUGGCAGCUAUGGAGCUAAAAGAUAUGAACAGCGAACGGCCACCCGAGGGCCUCUCUCUACCAACUGUUCCAGCAGUCCCGGCCGUACCAGCCGCCGUUUCACCCACAGAGCCAGACAACAGUCCGAUCCCAGCUCUCAGCCAGCCGAUAAAAGGAGCACCGGCUUCCGCCAUGAAAAGAAGUGACCCGACGCAGCGGCCAAAGGACGGUGGCGACGAAGCAGGGAGCCCAGAAGGAGCGGUCAGCGAAGCCCCACGCACCGUCAAAAAGAUCCAGUUUGCAGACCAGAAGCGAGAGUUUAAUAAGCGUCCUACAAAAAUUGGUCGCCGAUCUUUAUCUCGUUCCAUUUCUCAGUCUUCAACUGAUAGUUACAGUUCAGCUGCUUCCUACACAGAUAGCUCGGAUGAUGAGACCUCCCCAAGGGACAAGCAACAGAAAAACUCAAAGGGUAGCAGUGACUUCUGUGUGAAGAACAUAAAGCAGGCAGAGUUUGGACGUCGGGAGAUAGAAAUUGCUGAGCAAGAGAUGCCUGCUCUUAUGGCUCUACGGAAGAGAGCACAGGGUGAAAAGCCGCUGGCGGGUGCUAAGAUUGUAGGCUGUACCCAUAUCACAGCACAGACUGCAGUUCUGAUUGAAACUUUAGGAGCCUUAGGUGCACAGUGUCGUUGGGCAGCCUGCAACAUUUAUUCAACACUCAACGAAGUGGCCGCUGCUUUGGCUGAAAGUGGGGUACCUGUGUUCUCCUGGAAGGGGGAGUCUGAAGAUGAUUUCUGGUGGUGCAUUGACCGCUGUGUGAAUGUGGAAGGUUGGCAGCCUAAUAUGAUACUGGAUGACGGUGGUGAUCUCACUCACUGGAUUUACAAGAAGUAUCCAAAUAUGUUCAAAAAAAUAAAAGGAAUUGUAGAGGAAAGUGUUACUGGUGUACAUCGCCUUUACCAGUUAUCAAAAGCUGGAAAAUUGUGUGUUCCUGCAAUGAACGUCAAUGAUUCUGUCACAAAACAAAAAUUCGACAACCUCUACUGCUGCAGGGAAUCCAUCUUAGAUGGCCUUAAGCGGACAACAGAUAUGAUGUUUGGUGGAAAGCAGGUCGUGGUGUGUGGAUAUGGAGAGGUUGGUAAGGGAUGCUGUGCUGCUCUUAAGGCAAUGGGAUCAAUUGUGUACGUGACAGAAAUUGACCCCAUCUGUGCCUUGCAAGCAUGCAUGGAUGGAUUUCGUCUUGUCAAACUGAAUGAAGUAAUCCGACAAGUAGAUAUUGUCAUCACAUGCACAGGCAACAAGAAUGUGGUGACAAGAGAACAUUUGGACCGCAUGAAGAAUGGAUGCAUUGUCUGCAACAUGGGGCAUUCCAAUACAGAGAUUGAUGUGGCCAGUCUUCGUACUCCCGAACUCACCUGGGAGCGUGUCCGAUCUCAAGUUGAUCAUGUGAUCUGGCCCGAUGGCAAAAGGAUAGUUCUCUUGGCAGAGGGUCGUCUGCUAAAUCUAAGCUGUUCAACUGUCCCAACAUUUGUGCUGUCUAUCACUGCAACUACACAGGCACUGGCUCUAAUUGAACUCUACAAUGCUCCUGAAGGACGUUACAAGCAGGAUGUGUACUUGCUUCCUAAGAAAAUGGAUGAGUAUGUUGCCAGCCUUCAUCUACCCACCUUUGAUGCCCACCUAACAGAACUUUCAGAUGAGCAGGCCAAAUACCUUGGGCUUAACAAGAAUGGGCCUUUCAAACCAAACUAUUACAGGUAUUAAUUGCAGAUGGUCCCAUAAACAAGGAGCAGUAAAAAGACUUGGAUAUGCCUGGAAUAAAAAAAAAAAAACACUAAAAACAGAAAAAAUGACUCUCAGCGACUGCUGUACAACUCCUCAAACAAAAACUGGAUUUUCUGCCAUAUUAGCUAAUUUUGCAUUAAGAUAUUUAUUGAACAGAAGAUGUGUAAAACAUGGGUUUUGUUGUCUCUUCUAGUCCUGUGACCCAGCCACAGAGAGAGAGAGAGAGAGAGAGAGAGAGAGAGCAAGGUGGUGGGAGGGGGGCCUGUAUAAGUUUUACACAAGACUUCUUAUAUUCAUAUACUGUACCAAUAGGCUUCUUAGAAUCUGCUCACUGCUCAUCCCAUCACUAAAUGGCAAGGGAAACCAGUUAACUAGUGUGAAUUAUGGGUUUUGAGUUGAAUUUAUAAAUUGCUUUAACAUUCACUUUUAUUUUUUCUUUUAAAUAUUUGAUUUUUCCAAAGACGGAAUUUUGUGGACAUCUUAAAGGAAGCCGUCUAGUGAUCUAAAACUUUUACUGUGGUUUUUAAUUGUGGUACAGAUUUUUUUUAUCAGUUAUUUCCCUUUGUGUCUUGUUCUGAAUAACAUACCCUAAGUCUGCACCUCUUAUGCUGCUGUAGUAGUUACUUAACCUUGUUUUUGACACUAAGGAAUCCUUCACUAAACUGUGCUAGUGGUUUGAAGUAGUUAGCAAGCACUCAACUAAAUUAACUGAAGUGUAUAAUUUUUCACCUGAUGACAAAUGUGCUGCAACAAAAGGAGUUUAACUCAUUUAGUGCCAUGCAACAAAAAAAAAUAAGCAGUAUUUGUGAUUUGAGAUAUACUGCUUUGCUCAGGUAGCCUGGAAUAAGGCAUCUAAAUUUAUUUCAGCCAUUAUGGGCUGCUAACAUGUUUAUUGAUCUUUAUAAUUCACAUAAUCCACUAAGCUUUUGCUUAGUACUGACCUGGCACUGCUAAUGGUCAGUCAGUUUUAGUGCCCAUAACAGUGACAUGAUUUUCUGUCACAUGAGCCAUAUUGUGUUCCCCUCAUAUUUAAAGACCCCAAGAAAAAGAGCACCUUGCUGUAUAAAACUAACCCUGCCUGUGUUUCUAUAAGAAUUUCAUUAAAUGUAUGUAAUGCCUAGAAGUGGUAGGUGUAAGAUGUUCUUUAAUGUUUUGUGCUCCUGUUACUGUGAGAUUGUGCUCUGUAAGGCAUACAUUCCUUACAUUUAAUGCAAAACACUUGUGUAAAAAUGCAUAUGGAAGGGUAAUAUUAAAAACCGUAUAUACCUGUGGUAUGUGUUUUUCAUAGGUGCCCUUUAAUAAAGGAGAGGUUCAGCCUUCCCAGUACUCAUCUGGGUAAACUUUGCAGCCUUUAAUCAUUUUUAUUAGAUCUCCUUUUGUUUUGUUUUGUUUUGUUUUUUUACCUAUUAGUAUGUUUGAUAUUUUAAUGUUCAUUAGAUAGCAAAUCUGAAAUAGAAACAAUACAGGAAUAGCCUGUGCCUGUUAACAUUCACUACUAAUCGGCCAUACUGAUAUGACAGUUAAUAUUCUUACCUGCAACCUUCCUCUGGUCCUGUCAGUCUUGCUGCAGUUCUUUACAAAGAAUUGUAAAAACUGUCUUCCUUAAUUGGGCUAACUUAAUGUGGCCAGACAUUGACAUGUGUCAAACAAAUGUUUGGAAUAUCAUUCCUAGUUGAUCUAUCGGGGUUGGAAAUUUGAGCUUACUAUUACAUCUAUCCAUGCACUGCCAUUGUGAACAUGGGACAACUGUGCAGGAAGUGAUUUUAUUUCAUAUUUGGAAUUUAAUUUUAUCUGCAGUGUUUCAUCUUGUGUGUAAUCACUUUAUAGAAUUGUCUAGGCAAAUCCAAAAUGAAACCCAAGUUACUUGCUGCUGUUACAGAGUACCUUAGUACCUUAUUUCUACCAGCUUUUCCAGCCACUGCAGUGGUAUUAUCACACUAUGCUUUAAUGUCCAAUCACUGCAUGUGGAUUAUUCUGUAACUUAGCCAAUUAAAACCCAUUUGUCUAUUUUUUUUUUUUUAAUUUGUUGUUUUUAAACCUUCUGCCUUACAUGUGUAAAACAUCUUUUCAUUCUGUUUAGAGCUAGAAUACAUUAAGUCUUCCAGCCUUAUAUUCCCUGUUAAUGCUGUGAUGUCUCUCUGCCCAUUAGUAUAACCAACUAGUACAAGCUGUUAGUUGGCAUUAAUUUAAAGAGCUAUAAACAUUUUUAGAACCCAUUGGAUUUCCCAGUUUUCAAUAUUGCUAAUGAGGAACUGUUGCUGUAUUAUUUACAUGAAUGCAGAGCUUUGCGGGGAGGGGGUCCAUGUAAUCAGCUAUCCAUGAGGUGAUUCGGGAUAAAAUGGCAGCCAUCGAGCCUGCUGCAGAACUCUUAUUUUCUUGCCAUUUCUACAGCAGCAUAGUGAGGUAUUUCAGCUUGGCAGUGAUGCAUUUUGAGGCAGAGGCUGGGCUCCUCUGAAAGGGGAUAACAUUUAGAAAAAGGAAGGGAAAGGUUUGGAUAAUAAGCACACAGUUUUCCAGGUAAUUAUGAUGCUUAACCUUGGCUUAAGAGAAAGGUAUUAUGAAGGCCACUUCAAAAGAGCAAGAACUGAACUGUGUUUUUAAAGCAGACGUCUGCCUUUUUAUUCCCACUUGUGACUUUGGUUAUUGUUUUAGCACCUUCUUUUAUUUGUUUUAUUGCUAUUUCAUCGCGGCACCCAGCCCCCCAUCUUCCAAACAAACAAAACAAAUUUCCAACCCAUUGUACUUACUGCUUAUAUAAUCCUUCUCUUCAGUAUAUUGAUAUAUUAUACUGCUGCUACUACAUUGUCAUGGUUACUGUGAAUACAUGAGAAUAUUGUACAUUUCCUGACAGAACAGAGAGCAUCUGUUUACACUUUAAACACCUGCAAUAUUAUGCACUUAUUAAAUAGUAGUUGUUAGAGUUUGGGUCACCCUUACAUUAACUUUUAGUGUGAUUUAAACCAUGAUAGUCUUGAAACAAUUUGCAAUUUUCAAAUGGUCUUUUUUGAAAAAAAACACAACUUUUUUGUGGUUUUUGAAUGUAGCUUUUUUUAUUCAGCCUCUCUCCAGUUUGUAAUUUUAGCAGCUAUGGUUGCUAAGGUCCAAUUUGCCUGGAAACCAGUCAGUGGUUUGGAUGAAAAGCCUGAAUAGGAGAGGGCCAAAUUAAAAAGCUAAUGUAAUAAAAAUGUAUCAUUACAAAAAAAUGGCAGUGGAGAAAGGCAAAGAAUAAAAAUAAAUAUUAAUUAUGAAAACAAAGUACCAUGGUGCUGAGAAUAGAUCAUUCUGUAACAUACUGAAACUUAACUUAAAGGUGAUCUACACCUGUAACUUUUACUGCUAGAGGCGUAACCGCAAAAUUCCACUUUAUUCUGUGGCAGCAAUAGAAUCUAUAGAUAAGGAUUCAUUCCCAUUGUUAAAUAUUUCUCCAUGCAAAUUUUCAGUGGAUAGAUGCUCUAAAAUGUAAUAGUUGAUGACGAAACGCAAAUGUGGGGGGGUUGCUAGAGAAGAGACUGCUGCAGACUAGUUACAUACAUGUAUGUUUUUCUGCUCCUCACAUUUCUUUACAAAAAACCUUGUUUAUCACUGGAACUAGACUGCACUCCAUAUUAAAUUAUCUCUGGGUAGCUGUUAUGUAUCAGAUACUUUUGUCUGUAUAUACUAAGACUUUCUUUUCCAGUAGGAAAUGUGUGAUACCAACCAAACUGUACUAAAUCAAAAUAAUUUGGGCAUUGAUAGUUACUUAAUCACACAUACGCUAUUGGGAAAGGUUGCAGUGCAUUUAUAAUUGCACAGACAGCCGACUUUAAAAUAAUUUUAUGUCUGUCUCCCUCUGUGAAUGGAUAUGCAGUGUUCAGAAAUUAGCAUUCUCUAAAAGGAUCUUUUAAAUUUUUAAAAUAUGAGUGAUUGUAUUAGAUCAGCAAUAAGGAAUCUGUAAUGUCACAACGAUAAAUAAAAUGAUGUAUAAAUCUUG
Xenopus tropicalis (tropical clawed frog) is the source of this 5780-nucleotide messenger RNA. RefSeq names its product adenosylhomocysteinase-like 2 (gene ahcyl2). NCBI's taxonomy places the organism in Eukaryota, Metazoa, Chordata, Amphibia, Anura, Pipidae. The record is from RefSeq and is marked validated.